AUGGCUGCGACAAGAAAGUUGCAAGGUGAAAUAGAUCGGUGCCUUAAAAAAGUAACGGAAGGUGUGGAAACCUUUGAAGAUAUUUGGCAAAAAGUUCAUAAUGCCACGAACAGCAAUCAGAAAGAAAAGUACGAGGCUGAUCUCAAAAAGGAAAUCAAGAAACUUCAAAGGUUACGCGAUCAAAUUAAGAGCUGGAUCGCGUCGGGUGAAAUAAAGGAUAAGAGUACGCUUCUGGACUAUCGGAAGUUGAUUGAGACUCAAAUGGAAAGAUUUAAAGUUGUAGAAAGAGAGACAAAAACAAAAGCUUAUUCUAAAGAAGGUUUAGGCGCUGCUCAGAAAUUAGACCCAGCUCAGAAGGAGAAAGAUGAGGUUACUAAUUGGCUUGCCAAUUCCAUAGACGCUCUCAAUCUGCAGAUGGAUACAUUUGAAUCGGAAAUAGAAUCGUUACAAGCGGGAAAGAAGAAAAGGAUAGACAAAGAUAAACAAGAUAGGGUGGAUGAAUUGAAGGCAAAGCUCGACAAACACCGCUACCAUAUCCGUAAAUUGGAGACAUUAUUACGUAUGCUUGAUAAUAUGUCUGUCGAAGUCAAUACAAUAAAGAGGAUAAAGGACGAUGUUGAGUAUUAUAUCGAAUCUUCGCAAGAUCCCGAUUUUGAGGAAAACGAAUAUAUUUACGAUGAUAUUAUCGGCCUUGAUGAAGUUGAGUUGUCAGGAGUUGGCAUCCCCUCGUCAGCAACAACAGAUAGUAACAACAGCAAUGAAACCGGAGGAACGCCAACCUCAACUAAUUCCUGUACUUCGCCUAUACCAUCGCCGUCGUUGAGCUCCACUAUGCAUAACCAUUCGAGCGAUAGUUCUACAGAUAAUGACAAGAAAACCAAGCCUGUGAAACCAACAGCAGUCAGGCCGCUACUGAAUACGCAAGCGAGCAUUCCAACCACGGGAAGCACUGCCACCAUAAAAUCGAACAUGUUAUCGAGCAGCACUCCAAGCAAAACCAUUCCCAUGACACCUAGCCAUAGCUCGCCUAGUUCUACGAGCAAUCACAUUGCCACGACUAAUGCCGGCAAUUUCGCCACCGUAGCUGCCUCGCACAGCAAUUCGCAAGCCAUCCAUUCUACCUCCAAUAAAACAUCUACUCACAACAGUGAGAAUAAUAUCUUAUCAUCAUCAUCUACGUCCAGUGUUACGUCGAAUGUGCCGCAAACGAUUGCGCAACAGCACAAUAAUAAUCCGGCACCGGCACAGACGACGCACGUACUGCACAGUCAACAGAGUCAGAAUCACAAUAGUGAAACGGAAAUGACUACACCGAUACCGCCAUCUUCGUCGCCGCAGUCGUCGGUCAGCAGUAGAUCCUCGCCGAUGCCCGCAAACUCCUGCUCGCCAGCACCGUCCACUGCCAAUGGUCUCAUCCCUAAGCUUCCUGAUGGAAGCAUGUCCUCUUUAAAAUCCAUUGCCCAACAAGUAAUUGUCCGAGCAGGUCUCGAGAUACCACCUUCCGAGCCGAAUAGAAACAUCUUUGACAGUGCCAAGACGAGCAACAGUAGCAACAACAAUGCCACGUCGGAAGCACACAUUCCUCCGCUGCUUGGGGUCGCGCCCUUGGGGCCUGUACCAUUACAGAAGGAGCACCAGUUGCAGUUCCAAAUGAUGGAAGCCGCCUACUAUCAUAUGCCACAUCCGUCUGACUCGGAAAGAUUACGUUCAUAUUUGCCGAGAAAUACAUGCACCACGCCACCUUAUUAUCAGCAGGUUCAGCUUCCUCAUUCGGAUACUGUGGAGUUCUUCCAACGCCUUUCUACGGAAACUUUAUUCUUCAUAUUUUAUUAUAUGGAGGGGUCUAAGGGGCAGUAUUUAGCAGCAAAGGCUUUGAAGAAACAAAGUUGGAGGUUUCACACUAAGUAUAUGAUGUGGUUCCAGAGGCACGAGGAACCGAAAAUUAUUAAUGAGGAAUACGAGCAGGGAACGUACAUCUAUUUUGACUACGAAAAAUGGGGGCAGAGGAAAAAAGAAGGAUUUACUUUUGAAUACAAGUACUUAGAGGACAGAGAUCUGAACUAACAGUUCUGUCGCUCGUUGAGUCUUCGAAAUACGCCGUUUCUGUACCGGUAUUGUGUUAUCUGAACUUUAGAAGAUAAUUCUGUUCGGUAUAAAAUCGGUAGAGUCCAACAUAAGAGAAAAAAAAUCAGUUUAUAAAAAGAACAAAUUUGUGCAUAGAAAGCAAUGAAAGCAUUUCAUUAUAUUUCGAUGUUGCGAUGACAAAAUCUUUCUUAAUCCUUUUUUUUCGAUGAAGGAUAGAUCAAAUGAAAAAAAAAAGAAUGAAAAAAGAUACAAGCAGAAAGAUUGUAUGGGAAAUAAUUAUUGUAAAUGAUACCAAGGAAGCAAAGAGGGAGAUUGGAGAGACAAUUGAAGAAAGAAGCAUUGCAGAAACACAUGGAAUGAUUCAGUAUGCUGUGUGAUAACGGGAAGAAUGAAAGAAGAGAGCGUGAGAGAGAGAGAGAGAGAGAGAGAGAAAGGAUGAUAUACUUGCUGGCGACUGACUCUGUAAUACCAGUACAAACAUGCGUGCAGCCCGUCUGCUGUCUGGCGGAGGGCGCUCAUGCUAUGGUACGUCUUAAUGUUAGAUUAUAAGUAGCCUUUUUGUAUAAAGUGUAUCGAGGUAUAAAACCCUUAAAUUGAAUUAAUGUACAGAAUGUGUAGAAAUAGUGAAUAAUAAUAUUAUGGAAUAUAUUUUAUUUCUCAUUUGAAUGAAACCUAAGUUGUUUCGAUUUUUGUUGACGCACUAGCACAUCAUCUCAACCUAUGUUUGGAAAACAUUCCAUCCAUCGUGAUUAGAAUCCGCUUUUGAAAUAGGUUACUUAUAUGCGUUCUAACGAUUGAUAAGGCCGGGGCUCGUCGUCGAAGUUUGAGAUUGUACGCGUAUUGUUAACAGUAGCGUGAUAGGCUAAGCUUUUCAUGCUACAGAUUUUGCAAGAUAAAUAUUUCCUCAGAUUAUUAUACUUUAUAAGCAUUUC
Molecule: messenger RNA, 3017 nt
Organism: Atta colombica
Lineage: Eukaryota; Metazoa; Arthropoda; Insecta; Hymenoptera; Formicidae
Gene: Not3
Product: CCR4-NOT transcription complex subunit 3
Exons: 9
Coding region: 1-2064 (687 amino acids)
Biological process (GO): nuclear-transcribed mRNA poly(A) tail shortening; regulation of DNA-templated transcription
Cellular component (GO): P-body; CCR4-NOT core complex; nucleus
Source: RefSeq, a predicted model, not a curated record